Molecule: messenger RNA, 151 nt
Organism: Dentiscutata erythropus
Lineage: Eukaryota; Fungi; Glomeromycota; Glomeromycetes; Diversisporales; Gigasporaceae
Source: the annotation of a GenBank genome assembly
UAAAGAUAAAUCUGAUCAUAUUCCAAUUGAUAUCCUUAAUUCUUAUAACGAACAAGUGAAAGCCAAUUCAUCUCUAUCUCCUCAAAAUCAUCCAAGACAUUUGACAUUUAUCUGUUUGAACAAAAAUUUAACACUCUUGACACUCAAUUAA